AGGGGUGCACUCGCUCGGUGGUGGCAGCCCUUCCGUUUUGUUUCCUUGUGCAGCAGUGAAGGGAAUGCGGCAGCGAAGUUCUACAUAUAUACAAAAAAUAAUUGAAAAUACUAUAACAUGCAGUAAAGUGGCACAAUGCUAAGUCCAACUCCGACGAUCGAUCGUUCCAACUUGCGUCCUGGCACAGGAUACCUUAUCGCGCCGCGGGUACCUCACGGUCUCGCGACUGUUGUCGAGGGUCUCACGAGGGAGGUUCUGCGUCAUCGUCCCGAGGAUAUAUAUGUUUUUGCAGCUCACCACUUUGAAAAGUUGCUAAAGCUACGGGAGGAGUAUCAUAUCGAAGAGUACAGCAAUCGCGAGUUUAGCCAUGAAUUCAAUCGCGAUUUUAAUCUGUGGCCUACCAAAAAGAUCCAAAAUAUCGAAAAACCUUCAAACGGCGGUUGGUCCCUAGAGAAGGAGAUCGAGAUCUUCGAGAGACACGAGAAAACAGCCGUUGACACGGAGGAGAGCCAGGAGGAUGUCUCUACUGACAGAGAAAAUUGGAAAGCUUCAAAACAAACAUGCUCAAGAGGACCUGCGACUACGAAGAAAACUUCGAAGAAGUCGAAGGACAAUGAGACAACGUCGAACGCUCGCGCGACGAGGAUCAUCUCUCAAAUGACUGCUCUUCACGGUCCUAGCAAGAAUAUCCAAACUAAGGAUAUCAAGCAGGAACUCAGAAAAAACAAACUGAGUGGCGAAAAAUCUAAAGCAACCAAUAGUGUCGAAAAAGGAAUUCGAGGCGAUAGACGAUCCAGAACAAGAGUUACCAAAACAGAUAGAGAUCCUGCAGAGGAGGUCGAAUGUACUACAACGACGACAACGACGAUGACGAAGAGCUCGAGUAAAACCUCCUCACGAAGACCACUGAAAAAAAUACGUCGAAUUGAAACUGAGUCCGAGACUGAGACCGAACAAGAAGUCGCUAAGGCUGGAGUCGAAGAUGGACACGCAAGAUCAAGAAACAUUAAGAACGACAAUACGAUUCGCGAGACAAUCAUUCGGACAGGAAGCAGGGAGAGAAGAUCGGAAGCACCGCUCUCUGAACAUUCCUCUGAGAGGAAAGUAUCAUCGAGAGCGCUCAGUAUGGAUCGCAUCAGGGCAUAUGUAUUGCGUAAAUUUGCGAGCACCGCGAGCUUGGAGGUUCUGCGAUCCCCUACAUACGUGGAGCAAGUGCAGGAGGUGAUCAAUCGUGCGGCGCCGAUUAUCAAGGAGAAACUAGAAGAAAUCGGAAGACCACGGGGAAAACGUUCGAGAUCUGUCGACCUCGCUUGGAAUGAAGAAUCACUUCAUCGGCAUGUUCGAGAAGAAAAGAGGCACGGCGAUGAAGAAAGUGGAAGAGGAAAGAGCGGAAACGGGAUGGAACGAAAAGCUGAUAUCAUGAAGAAAGAGGAAAUGGAAGAUUCUCUUGGAAAAGAAGAGACGAUUUCAAUCAUGGAGAGUGAGGAGAAAAAAUCGAGGAGGCGCAGCAUAGGAUCGGGCAAAAGAUCAAGAAGGCGUGAAAAUGGUGACUUCGGGGUCGUCGAUGAAGUCGACGACAACUCGAAGCAUAGUAAUAAAUUGGAGCAUGAGUCUAAUGCGACACACGACACCUUGGAAGCGAGAUUAACUGCCACGCAGAGCAUCUUGGAAGAUAUCUCAAAAUCAACAUCCGAGUUGGGCGGUACUCGCAGAAGUGAUCCUGCCGGAAAUGAACCAUCAGAAUCAGAAAUCUCCGAUCACGUCAUUUCUCUGCCUGUCGUGAGACCGCCAUCUUCUAGAAACUCCAAGAGCGCUACCAAAAACGGUUCGGAUUGUCUGACUCUGCCGCCCAUCUCACCGGAAGCUCCUAAAUCGACAAAGAAAAAAGACGAAUUAUCCUUGCCAGUUCUGCUGACAACAGUAAAUAACGGCAAUCAUUCCGCCAGGAAAUCGCAGGAGCAGGAUGUUUCAAAGGACGCAGAGGAAGCCUCAACGAUGUACGAUAUUACGAGCGAUAUAGAGGACAUAGCAGGUUUUCCUGAAAACAAUCACGAAGAUGCGAUUGUAGAUAUAAAACAGGAACCUGACAGUGAUCGUCAGGACCUGCUAAUAUCGGACGUAAAAUUUGUCAAUGAAGGACGUGGAAGGAACGAGAAUGUAGAUAAAGUUUUUGAUGAGAAAUGCGGAAGUCUCGAAGAGUUUGAGGAAUUAGAGAAAUUGGAAGAGGGCAGGAAGUCGGAGGAAGUCUUCAUAGAUAGUUUAAAUGUUACACCAGAAGUAGCUGACGUACCACUAAGACCAGACUCGUUGGAGCCUGAUGAAGAGGUUAAACUUGAAGAUAAUUAUGCGGAUCCUGCACAAGAGAAUGCUUUCGAUAGGUUGAAAGAUAAACUGAUCGAGAUCGAAAUGGCGGAACGCAAUAUUGAGAAAGCGUUGACUUGCCAGGUUGCGACGUGUGACAUUGGUGAAAUGACGAGCCAAGCGGAAAAGUCGGUAACUGAUGGGAAGAUAAAUGAUGCAGGAGAGUCGACUAAUGAGGCGGAAGAAACUGUGAAUGAGAUACGAAAGUCUAUGGACGCGGCAAAAAUACCGGUAAAUAAUAAAGAUAACGAGGAAAGGAAAAAGAACAAUGACGAUGAAAAAAGAAAAUUGAUGAAUAAUAUAGAAAAGGUAAAAGAUGUAGCAGAAAUAUUAAAUAAAACGGAAGAUUUAAAUAUAGAAGAUAAAUUAACAAAUAAACCAGAAAAAAUAGAAAGUGAAAAGGGAUCGAUUAGUAGAACGGAAAAUUCAAUAAAUAAAUUAGAAGCAAACGGAAUUAAAAAAUUGAUGAACGAAAAUGGAGCACAAAGUUUGAAAAAUACAGUAGGAAUAUCAAAGAACGGAGCAGAAAAGGUAACUGAUCAAACGGAGAUAACAAAGAUAACAGAAAACACGACGAAAGCGCAAGAUGAGAGAUCGAUAGAUAAAACUGAAAAAUUGAAUGAAAAAUUAUCAAAUGGCGUGGAAGAAUUAGCAGUUAAGAUUCAUGUAAAAAAUGUGCAAUUCAUAAACGCAAGACCGCUAAGUAAAGAUUCUCAGAUUACUGAAGUAGUCGAAACAGACGAUGAUAAUACGACGACAUCAGAAAAAAAACCUGAAAAUGCGAAUGAAUUUUCUCAAAGCACAACUUCUGGAAAUGCUACAACCACGAGCGAAAGCUCGACAACGAAUCUUCCUAAUGAGAAGAGCCAAACGAAAGGACGGAAGAAACGCAAAAGCGAUAAAUUACCAAUGAUAACGCCGCUUUCUUUAGAACUCCCGUAUUCUUACGUUCUCAGUGAAGGUUCCCCUUGUGAGAUUCCUGAUUCCGUGACGACUGUGAUCAUUCCAGACAAGUCGUGUCUUUCUCCCGUUACUCUGAAGGACGAGGACGAUUGUCAGCUUGAAUCGACAAAUCAAAAAGAGGAAUCACUUACACAUUUUAAUACGGAGAUUUCCAAAGACGAAAAACAGGACAAGGAUCAGCAAGGAUAUGACAUGGAAGUUUUUGGGGAAUAUAUUCGACCAGAAGCCAUGGACGUUCUGUCCAUUGAUACCGAUUUUGUACAUAGCGUGAAAGGAAUAAAACCGAGUCAGAACAUAGUGAUCGCCCAUCAGGACUUGAAUAAAAUUAAAGAAGAAGGUGAAGAAGAAAUUGUAAAAGAAGAUGACGAACGAAAAAAAACAGAGAGCCAUCAAGAAAAGGAAAAUGAUAAAGAAAAAAAUGUAAAAGAGGAAGAAAUGACAAAGCUUGCGACACUAGAAAAUAUCAUGGGGCACGAGGAGAACGAAGAAAUUAAUAUAAGGACGAUUGAGUCCAAAGAUGCUGAGGAAAUUUCUUCUGGCGUUCUUGAGUAUGAAUCUUUACCUGAUACCAAAGAUUUAACGGUUGAUACUGUUUUGAUAAAUGAAGGAACAGCAGAUUUCACAAUUGAAUCCAAAAGCCUGUUGGAAAAUUCCUCGGAAGAAAGCGGAAGUACGCAGAAUACUCACUCGACUACGAGUGACAUUAAGGAAAGUACUACGAGCAAUCAAUCGAUUGAGAGUCCAAGUCCGGACAGACCAGUAGUACCAGAAUUAAACCUGGACUCACUUCAGGAUAACACGGUGUCGUCUUUCAAGAUAACGACAAAUGAAACAGAGAAGGAGGACAACGACAGAGAAAGCGAUGCUACGAUCUCCUUGGUCGAACCGUUGAUUUCGGAUGAGAGGUUAAUGAAUCGAUUGACCGAUCAUGAAGAAAAAAUUAUUACUGAAGGGUUGACAGAGAGAGGUCUGCAGUCAGAGUUUCCAGAGGCUGAUCAAUUGUAUCAUGCAGAACAUAUGGAGUACAAAUGGUUGGAGAAGGAUCCGUUAUCUACGGAAAUGAACUUGGAAGAUGAAACGAAAUCUCAAGAGAACAAUAUUGAUUUGAAGACGACUUUACCGGAAGAUGUUAUACAAGUCGAUUUGGUUUCACAGGAGAAAGCGAGAACAGAGGAGACAGAGGAAUUAGGAAGCGAGGAAGAAAUCGCGAGAGAAUUGAUAGAUUUAUUGGAUAAAGAUAUACAACUUCGCGCUGAAGAAUUGGAUUUAAAAAAAGAAUCUAUAGAUAAUGGAGAAUCUGAGAAAAGUAAUUUAGAAGUAGACGAUGAAUCUAAUCAACCGCUAUCAGUAUCUAUGCAUUCGAUAUUAACUGAACAAGAAAAGAAGGAAAAUGAAGAUUCUUUCCAUAAAAUAGAUGAAAUAGUAAGAACUGAAAUAACAAAUAGCGAAUUAUCAGGUGACAUAACAGAUAUCAGCCAAGAUAAAGAUAAAAACAAUGCGAUAAUAGAUAAAGAAUCUGAAAAAAUUAAAUUAGAAAUGGUAAAAAAAGCAGAGAAUUCGCAUGUUGCACCUUUAGCAGAAUUUGAGCAAGAUGAAAUAUUGGAAGAAAAUGGUAGUUCUGAGACAGCUGAUGAAAACAUUACAGUCAAAAGUAAACUUGAUAAUAUUAAUGCUGAUCAUAUCGAUAUUCAGGAAAAACUUGGAGACAAACAAACGAAUAUGGAUGUUCCAGACAGCCAAAAUAGCGACAGUAAAAUUAAAGAACCGAAAGCAGAAAAUAUAAAGCAGGAAGAAAGUGAACAAGAAGAGUUACAAAAUCAGAAUAAACACGAGCAAGAAAAAUUAGAAGCACGUGAGGAAAAUAAACAAGAAAAAUUAGAUAUUGAAGAAGAAAUCGAACAAGAAAAAUUAAAAAUUCAAAGUAAAGAUGAUCAAGAAAAUAUAAAGAUAGAAGAAAAAAUUAUAAAUAUGACAGCAUCUCCUCUAGACGUAGUAGAAUCAAAGAAAGACUCAAUAAAUGAAUUGAUGAAAAAUAACAAUGGGAAUGAGGACAUUAAAUUAAAUAAUAAAUCCAUUAUCGACGAUAAAACCAAAAAAGAUAUGGAAAAUGAGAAGGAAGAGAAAAGUGAAGACCUUUCAGAAAAGGUAGAGAGCGUCCAUGGACCAAUUAUGAGCGCAAUAUCAGAACAAUCGACAGAAGAUUCUCGCUUUGGAUAUUGGACUAUGGGAACAAAAUCGUCGACUGUGGAAACAGUAAUUGAAGCUUCAGAUUCUAAUGCGAGUACAGAGAAGAUUGCUGAUGAAUCAGAAAUCAUCGCGGACGAAUCGCUUAUUCAGAAAAAAGACUUAGCAGCAGUUGUAAAAAUUCAAGCUUAUAUCCGAGGAUUUUUAACGCGUCGUCGCGUGCGAAGAAAUAUGAGCUUAGAAUUUCCUUCUAAUGACGUACCAUCGACGCAAAAGAUUACGAGCGAUCAUCUGGUACCGCAGGAUACUUCGAAUCGAGAAGCCAGACGUCUUCGACGAGAAGAAGCUCUGCGGAAUACAACACUCUCGUUGGAGAAUGCCUUUGCGACAGGUCGACUUCAACAUACAAGCGAAUUUCACGAUUCUGUGCCGUUGCUUCCUUUUGAUCUGCUGAAUAGUAAAACUGAUUCAAUCUCCUCAAACAAUUCUUUGGAUGAAGAAGUUGAUAUUAAAGAAGCUAAUAUAUCUGAUAAUGCAAAAUCUAGUGCCAAUGAAAGUGAUACCGUUCGCGAACAUCGGACGACUUUCCACAAAGGCAACACCUUCGUUGAUCCCACCUUUCCAAUCAUGAUGCAUCUGCUGGCGGAUGCAUCCCGCAAUUGCCACUUCACCGUCAGUCAAAAUUCUCAUGCAGAUUUUAAUGCAAAUGCUAGAGGAGCGAAACCUAUGGAACCAACUGUGGACAUUGUGAUGCUGGGUUAUCCGAGAGACGACGAGAAUCAAUACCUGAAUUUCAUAACCAGCGUCGAGGAUCUGAACUCCAAUAUGGAUUCCUUGACUGUGCACGAUGUGAUGAAAAGCACAAAGAACACCAGCGACGCUCAUCCUUUAACGACCUCCGGCGAGGGUAGUCUUAGGGAGCCCUUGGCCCUUCCAGGAGUUUCUCAAGGUGUCGUAAUCGAAGAGGUGACCAGCUUAGACGAAGUCGUCCCGUCGGAGUCGACGAAACCAUCGACCGCGCCGAAGACCUCGCUGGAUACAAAUAGCUCAAUGCCAUCUGAGGAAUGUGCCCUCGAGGACGCGAAGAAUGAUUUAGGGAUAUCUCCGAGAAUUACCGGUACAACGGAAGACCGGAAACAAGAAGCUGAAGGACAAGAGUCUGAUCGCAACCCUGAGAGUGUUGGAGAGAACGGUUUACAUAGCGACGAUGCAAAUAAAAAUUUUAACGAGUUCUCUGGCAAUAGCCGUGAGCACAUGGAAGAAGAGAAGGAUAAAACGUGAAUCAUAUAUUCAUGAAUCAUGUAUUCAUGGAGACGUGUGGGGCUGACAUGAACAGGAGUCGCGAAUUGUAUGAUCGGCCAGUUGGUUCCUCCUAUUAAAAUCGUUAGGA
Messenger RNA from Trachymyrmex septentrionalis, 6898 nucleotides. Its product is annotated as reticulocyte-binding protein 2 homolog a-like. NCBI's taxonomy places the organism in Eukaryota, Metazoa, Arthropoda, Insecta, Hymenoptera, Formicidae. Gene Ontology annotation, molecular function: protein binding. The transcript is spliced from 6 exons. Bases 136 to 6789 code for a protein of 2217 amino acids. The record is from RefSeq and is a predicted model, not a curated record.